This is a messenger RNA of Oxyura jamaicensis (ruddy duck), 1649 nucleotides long. RefSeq names its product progestin and adipoQ receptor family member 7 (gene PAQR7). The transcript has 2 exons. NCBI's taxonomy places the organism in Eukaryota, Metazoa, Chordata, Aves, Anseriformes, Anatidae. Gene Ontology annotation, molecular function: steroid binding; nuclear steroid receptor activity. Bases 347 to 1387 code for a protein of 346 amino acids. Gene Ontology annotation, cellular component: plasma membrane. Gene Ontology annotation, biological process: response to steroid hormone. The record is from RefSeq and is a predicted model, not a curated record.
CAAGGUGGGAAAAGAGCUCUCAAGAGGGGAUCUGAGCAGCAAAGAGCCGAUUUUUAUCCCUAUCUGUGCUCCUCAGGCAGGCGUGGGUUAUGGGCCUGUCUGCUCCACUGUGAUGAGGAAAUUCUGGAGUGUAAAAAAAAUACAAAACAGCCCCACUCCCUCCUCCUGUUUCCAAACUUUGAAAAGCUUUUCCUGUCUGAGCCGUGCCUGAAAUGACUGAACUUGCCAGGAGUUAAGGCUGCAAAGCAGCACCGGGGCUGGACGGGAAUUUGGCUGUUUUCCUCCCCACUUGUCUGAGCAAGAGCAGGUUGUGCCGGGUGGCGGCGAACUGGACUUUGGCAGUGUCAUGGCAACGGCCGUCCCUGAAAAGCUCAGCCGCCUCUUCGUUAACGUGCGGCAGGUCCCUCAGCUGCUGGCCCCGCUCUCCCCCUCCACCGUCAGCAGCGCCGAGGUGCCGAAGGUCUUCUGGAAGCCCUACAUCCACGCCGGCUACCGGCCGGUGCACCAGACCUGGCGCUAUUACUUCUCGACGCUCUUCCAGCAGCACAACGAAGCCAUCAAUGUCUGGACCCACCUGGUGGCCGCCCUCAUCCUGCUGCUGCGGUUCCAGCAGCUCUCGCAGAGGGUGGAUUUCGGGCAGGACCCGCACGCCCAGCCCCUCCUCAUCAUCAUCGUGGCGUCCAUCACCUACCUGACCUUCAGCACCCUCGCGCACCUCCUGCAGGCCAAGUCCGAGUUCUGGCACUACAGCUUCUUCUUCAUGGACUACGUGGGGGUGGCCGUCUACCAGUACGGCAGCGCGCUGGGGCACUACUACUACGCCAUCGAGCCCAGCUGGCACGAGAAGGUCAAGGGCUUUUACAUGCCCGGGGCCGUCCUGCUGGCGUGGCUGUCCUGCGCGGGCUCCUGCUACGCCAAGUUCCGCUACCACCAGUCCGCCCGCCUGCUGAGCAGGCUGUGCCAGGAGAUGCCCUCGGGUCUGGCGUACGUGCUGGACAUCAGCCCCGUAGUGCACCGCAUCUACACCGCGCCGCCCUCUGAGCACGCGGACCCGGCCCUUCUGUAUCACAAGUGCCAGGUCCUGUUUUUCCUCAUCGGCGCCUUUUUUUUCUCCCACCCCUACCCAGAGAAGUGGUUCCCUGGGAAGUGCCAUUUCUUCGGGCAGAGCCACCAGAUCUUCCACGUCUGCCUGGUGCUCUGCACGCUGGCGCAGAUCGAGGCAGUGGUGCUGGACUACGAGUCCCGGCGGCACAUCUACUCUUCCCUGCACGGUGACCUGGCUCACAACUUCUCUGCCCUGUGCCUCUUCACCGUGACCUGCUCGGUCCUCACGGCCACGUACAUGGCCCGGAAGGUGCAGAACAAGCUGAGCUUCAAAGAAGAUUAGGAGCCCUGCGGGAGAAGUUGGGGCGCUUCCCUGAGCGGUUCCUCUGCAGCUGGUUGCGGCGAUGCCGUGGCAAAGGCCACAAAAUUCGAGGAGAAGAGGAAUGAGACGCUUUGCGAGCUGUUUCUCGGCACUGCCCUGGUUAGGGAGAGGGGGAAUAAGAGCUGCUCUUCGUGCUUUUUUAAUUCACAGUUAAUCCCAGCUUGUUCUCAAAAUGGUACACUGUUUUCGUUCAAAUGUCUGAAUAAACAGCUGGAACAAAACA